This is a messenger RNA of Eutrema salsugineum, 1343 nucleotides long. RefSeq lists its product as uncharacterized. The record is from RefSeq and is a predicted model, not a curated record. The transcript has 2 exons. NCBI's taxonomy places the organism in Eukaryota, Viridiplantae, Streptophyta, Magnoliopsida, Brassicales, Brassicaceae. Bases 290 to 1156 code for a protein of 288 amino acids.
UCCUCCUCCUCCUCUCUCUCUCUCUCUCUCUCUCUCUCUCUCUCUCUCCUUAUUCUCCGGCUUUCAAAUCUCUUUCCUUUGAUUGUUGAUUUUUCUUGUAGACAACGGAUCCAAUCGACGAGACUCUCAAGCCAAAUCCCAUGAGCAUUCUUCAGAUUUCGAUGCAGUUUCUCAUUCUUUAAAAGUAAUUCAUCGGUCUCAUCAGCGUUGCGCAGUUUGGCUGCCAAGUGUUUGUUGAAAUUCCGGUGAGAGAGAGAAAAAGAGAGACUGGGAUUGGAAGUUUACAGAGAUGAAGGAUUUUCCUUCUUGCUUUGGUGAAAAUGGCGUUCAAGUUGCGGAUUCAUCGUCUUCAAACUCCGGCAAAAAUGCCCAGAAUCUGGUGACUUGCAUCUACCAGUGCCGUAUUCGGGGAAGAAAUUGCUUGAUCACAGUGACAUGGACUAAGAAUCUGAUGGGUCAAAGUGUAACCAUUGGAGUUGAUGAUUCCUGUAACCAAAGUCUGUGUAAAGUCGAGAUUAAGCCAUGGCUCUUCACAAAACGAAAAGGGUCCAAGAGUUUAGAGGCGUAUUCGUGUAACAUCGAUGUUUUCUGGGAUCUCUCCUCCGCAAAAUUCGGAUCAGGCCCUGAAGCUUUGGGAGGAUUCUACGUGGGUGUUGUUGUAGACAAGGAAAUGGUUCUGCUUCUUGGCGAUAUGAAGAAAGAAGCUUUCAAGAAGACGAAUGCUUCACCUUCAUCACUAGGUGCUGUGUUCAUUGCCAAGAAAGAGCAUGUCUUUGGUAAGAGAGUGUUUGCAACAAAAGCUCAGCUUUGCGCCGAUGGGAAAAUCCAUGAUCUUGUGAUUGAAUGUGACACGAGUGUCACUGAUCCUUGUCUCAUUGUUCGUGUGGAUGGGAAGACAUUGUUGCAGGUGAAGCGGCUUAAAUGGAAGUUCCGUGGCAACGACACGAUAGUUGUUAAUAGAAUGGCUGUGGAAGUUCUCUGGGAUGUUCAUAGCUGGCUUUUUGCUAUGCCUUCAGCGGGAAACGCCGUGUUCAUGUUCAGGACUUGUCAAUCUCCUGACAAGAGCUUGUCUUUCUCACAGGACAUGACUACAACAAACUCCAAGUCUCAAAGUUUUGGUUUUUCGUUGAUUCUCUACGCGUGGAAGAACGAGUAGAAACAAGAUUUUAUGGGUGCUAACAAAAACCUUGAAAGAGUCUGUUGAUUCCUUAUCAACAUUUGUUAUCAAAAGCAUGAUUAAUGGGUUGAUUCAUAAUUGGUUUAUGCAAUGUAUUUUCUUACACAAUGCUGGAACCUGAUCAGUCUUGACGAACGCUAGCUCUGUAUACAUCAGUUACUUAUGU